Molecule: messenger RNA, 1493 nt
Organism: Thalassophryne amazonica
Lineage: Eukaryota; Metazoa; Chordata; Actinopteri; Batrachoidiformes; Batrachoididae
Product: endothelin receptor type B-like
Exons: 7
Coding region: 17-1240 (407 amino acids)
Biological process (GO): enteric nervous system development; vasoconstriction; G protein-coupled receptor signaling pathway
Cellular component (GO): membrane
Molecular function (GO): endothelin receptor activity
Source: RefSeq, a predicted model, not a curated record
UGCUCUUUGUUUGCAAAUGAAGGCCAGUAUUCUCAUCAGCGCUCAGGCCAUUGAUCAGCGCUCAGAACCGUCCGCUGUAAUUGAGCCCUCUGUAGCAACGUCCCCUGAUCUUUUGAUAACGGCAAAGCAGAAAUUCAACAGCUCGAUUCAUCCGGUCCGAGCUCCGGAAUCGAAAACAUCGCCCCCUCCCAUGUGCUCGGAGUCAACUGGAAUCAGAAACGCUUUCAAAUAUGUCAAUACGGUGAUGUCGGUCCUCGUGUUUAUCGUUGGGAUAGUGGGGAAUUCAGCCCUGCUGACGAUCAUAUAUGCAAACAAACGAAUGAGAAGUGGACCCAGUGUUCUGAUUGGCAGCCUUGCUUUGGGGGAUCUAAUACACGUGGUGAUAGACAUUCCAAUCAACGCGUACAGGCUCAUGGCAGAAGACUGGCCCUUCGGCUUGGCGUUGUGUAAACUUGUCCCCUUCAUACAGAAGACCUCUGUUGGAAUCACCGUCCUGAGUUUGUGUGCUCUGAGUGUGGACAGAUAUCGAGCUGUAGUGUGCUGGAAUCGAAUCAAAAGUGUGGGAUUUUCAGUGUGGACAGCAAUUGAGAUAACACUGAUCUGGCUUAUUUCCAUCAUUCUGGCUGUGCCCGAAGUCGUCGGGUUUGACAUGAUAAGCAUGAAGUAUAAAGAAAAAGAUCUGAGGAUAUGCCUGCUUCAUCCCAUGCAGACAACAGCCUUCAUGCAGUUUUAUAAAUCAGCGAAGGACUGGUGGCUCUUUGGCUUCUACUUCUGCAUGCCGCUGCUUUGGACCGCUGUCUUCUACACACUAAUGACCAGGAGGAUGCUGAAGAGGACUGGGAACACAUUAAGUGACCACACCAAGCAGAGACACGAAGUGGCCAAAACGGUCUUCUGCUUAGUGGUUGUGUUUGCAGUGUGCUGGCUGCCUCUUUACCUGAGCAGAAUCCUGAAAUUAACCAUGUAUGAUCAAAAAGAUCCAAACAGAUGUCAACUUCUGAGCAUUUUCCUCAUCCUGGACUAUUUUGGGCUCAAUCUGGCAUCCCUCAACUCAUGCAUCAACCCUAUUGCACUGUACGUCGUCAGCAAAAGAUUUAAAAGUUGCUUCAAGGCAUGUCUGUGCCAUUGCUGUCGUCCUCUUCAAGCUGUUCUAACCCACAACGUUUUGAAGUCCAGAAUGCAGGAUCCAGCCUCUGAGCCUAGUAACAUCAAAGCCCACAACUUCCACACCUCCACCUGAGCACCCGAACUCCUCAGUGUGUCAACAACACUCCGACCCUGCACUGCGAAAAGAACAGUCAUUUUCCACUCCCCCCCACUUCCAAUAUCAAAGCGCCCCGAUGCUUGACCCGAGCAGACGAAACACCCGUUCCUAAUAAAAUGGCACACCUUUUGGAUGACACAUCUGUUCUCCUGCUUUUGUCAGUGCAACAUCUGCUUCGGCGUGAACAACCUGGAAACACUGCUCGCCCUCGGGGCCUGACUCACUCCGA